AUGGCCGGGAAUACCGGAGAUGAGGAGGUGUGCCAGGCGGUGCUGGGCUUCGUCGCUGAGGGCACGUACCCCGAGGAGAAGGUGGUUGCUGGCAAGUUCCCGGCAGCUGCCCUAGCCAGGGAGUUGGAGCUUAUCUCCAAAGCUCGUGAGCAGGUAGAGAACGAGAUCAGCUCCCUGAGUCGCGAGAACACCUUUGACGCCGACGACUGGAUCAUCCAAGCGAAACAACUUCACGCAGACAUUGAACAGUCUAGAUUAACUGCGCGCGAGAUUGUCGCCCAGCAUGAGCAUACCAAUCCCCUACAAGCUAAGGUUGAAGACGCAAAGGCGAAAGUCGCAUUGGUUGAGAAGGAGAUAGCCUUCAACGAGGCCGUCGCAGACACCCUGGGGGAGGUACAGCAACUGUGCCAGCAGCUGGAAAAUGGACGCGCUGCCCUCAGAAAUGGCCAGAUCACGAUUGCCAUUGAACAACUGGAGUCUACGGACGCGGCUGUUGGGAAGGAUGCUUUUUUUACCAAUACAAAUGUGAUAAGCAUAUUCUCCGGAGAGGUGGCACAGCUGCGAACUGAGAUUAUUGAAGCGCUUCAUAUGCGCUGGGUAGACCAACUGAAGGUCGAUCGACAGAAUCGCGAAUUCCAGGUCUCCAAGACGGACGCAACUGCUCUUGAGGACACUAUCGCAUCACUUGCCAGGAUGGAUAUCCUUAUAUCUGCCAACGAAAAGUUUCAAAAGGACUUUUCCUCUACAAUUCUCAACCCAAUUUUGCUGCCUCUCCCGGAUGGCACCAGCCAUGGCGUUGUGGUGACGGAUACCAGCAUCCGAAUUGAGCCCGAGGCCUCAAAGGCCACCAUUUCAGAGACUUUGGAUCGUCUUUCUCUUGUAUUAGAGCAUUUGCGACAGAACCUACCUUCAGUGGUAUCUGCAGCCCUCCCCGAGACUUUCAUUCCAAGCAUCGCUUCAAAGGUGAUCUCAGAGUGGCUAUCUUCUGCCAUCCCCACAGAUCUAGCUGGUCUUGCCGAUUUCGAGAAAUUAUUGAACAAUGUCCUGCAGUUCACUCAGACAAUCGAGUCUUGGGGUUGGACUGGCCAGGAAGAACUGUUCGCGUGGGUCAGUCAGGCUCCACGUUUAUGGUUGACUCGGCGUCGGGUCGACUCACUCGAUAGUGUUCGGAAGGUCCUCGCUGCUAGCCAGAGCACAACCAAACGGGUUGAACGUGUUGAGAAAGAGAAGGUUUCCCAGUCCGAUGAGGCACUCUUGGAAAAUGCUGUCAAUGAUGACUGGGACGCGGACUGGGAUGAUGAUAAAGAAAACACGUCUGUGAAAGGAGAUAAAUCAAACCCUCACGAAGAAGAGGAAGACGUUAGUGCGUGGGGUCUUGAUGACGACGAGACUCAAGAUGAGCCCAAUCCAGAUGCAGCUGUAUCAACAGAAGAUGAUGAGGCUGAUGAUGCCUGGGGCUGGGGUGAUGAGGAGGAAGAAGCCCAGAAAGCCGACACUGAGACUUCAAAGCCACAUAACACUGCUGCAACGAACCAAACAGACGUAAAGAAUACUACCGGGUCUCAGUCGCCUAAAGAGGUUACUCUGAAGGAAGUGUUUACCAUUACCGAUAUCCCAGAGUCGAUUCUCAGGGUGGUUCGGCAGCAAAUCACUGAUUCAAAGGAUAUCUCGCAGCCUACACAUGCUGAUUCCCGCGUUGCCUCUGCUGGGAAUGGUCUCUUGGCUCUUCCGACCCUCAUCCUGGCCAUGUUCAAAGCUACAUCAUCGACGUUCUACUCGAUGAAGCUUAGCUCAGGGCAGAUGUAUCUCUACAAUGACAGCUUGUAUCUCGCGGAUGAAAUCCGGAAGCUGGUUGAGGAGCACGAUCUCUCCAGGCUUCAACCAGAUGUUGAAGCAUUGGAGAAGUUCGGGAAGCUUGCUUAUAGCAAGGAGAUGCAAACCCAGCGAACUAUUGUUACCGAUUUGCUAGAUGGAGCUCAAGGAUUUGGACAAUGUUCCGAACAGCCAUUCCAGUCAGACUGCGAGAACUCUGUCAUGGUCACUGUUGACCGGAUCCGUGAUGUCUAUAAGGAAUGGCAACCCAUUCUGUCACACUCUGCUCUACUCCAGUCUAUUGGGUCACUAUUGUCUACAGUGAUAAACAAGGUUGUUAUCGAUGUCGAGGAUCUGGGAGAUAUCUCAGAAGAUCAGUCCCGGCAACUAGUCUCUUUCUGCAACCAAAUUUCAAAGCUUGAAGACUUGUUUAUGCCCGAGAAUGGUGAUGCCGAGGCUUUGCCUGUCACUGCAAUCUACGUCCCAAGCUGGCUUCGCUUCCAGUAUCUGGUCAACAUCCUGGAGAGUUCACUCGCCGAUAUCAAGUUCCUUUGGAUGGAAGGUGAGCUGGGCCUGGAAUUCUCCGCUGAGGAGCACCGAUUUGGACUCGAUUUCACCAUGAGUGAAGAUCAAAUCAUGUCAGGAGCCUCUGAGGCUGCGCAACGACAAGUUCGUGUGCAGCUCACCAGCCAGCAGGAGGAUAUUGCUCUGCCUGAGAGCACCGGCCCAAUUCUCGUUCCCACCGGUCUUCGCCGUUAUGCGCUGUCGACAUUGGUGAACAACCUUCUCUCGAGCGAGAAGCCAAUUCCAUUUGAGUUUUUGAUCAACGGAACUUUUCUGCGGACCUCGAUUGACGAAUAUUUGAUCGACAAUGGUAUUUCUGCUGAGACAACCCUCGAGAUUGAAUACGUCCGGGCUUUGAUCCCUCCUCUUCACAUCGCCUCUUUCCAGCAUGACGACUGGGUCAGCUCCACUGACGUCCUUUCCACCACUUCACCCGCUGCAUCAUGGGCAUCAGGCGCAACCGUCAAGAAGGGCCAAGAGAGACUCCUUUCCGGAAGUUAUGACGGUCUUCUCCGCAUCUGGAACAUGUCAUCUGAGACUAUUGCGACCUCCCCUGCUGCCACCGAGGGCGGCCAUACUGCCUCCAUCAAAGCCACCAAAUUCGUUUCCCCGAACCAGAUUGCUUCGGCGGGUCUUGACCGCACAGUCCGUUUGUGGAAGUAUACCGAGGACGAAGGUGGUUUCGCGGGAAAGAUUGCUCCCCAAUUGGAGCUGUACGGUCACAAGUCUGGAAUCGAGUCACUAUCGGUGCACGCGAAGUCCAACCGCCUUUUGACUGGUUCUUCAGACCACACCGUAGGAUUCUGGUCAACCAAGAAGGCUGACGCACCGGCCGCACCAGAGAGCUUGCUUCCUUCCAGCGCUCGCAACUCCAAGCGCCGCAAGCUGAACUCCUCUGUUAGCACUGCCCAGCGCGGACCUCUGUCCCUCUUGUCUGGACACACUGCACCCGUCUCUGCCGCCAUCUUUGACGCCAAGGAUGCCACUGUUGGUUACUCUGCCUCAUGGGACCACUCCCUGCGCACUUGGGAUUUGGUCACUGGCGGUCUUGUCGACACCCGCACCACAUCACACUCGCUUCUCUCCCUCGAGCACCUCCCCGAACUCAACCUCCUGGCUGCAGGCACUGCCGCCCGUCAUAUUACUCUGAUUGAUCCCCGUGCAUCUGCCACAACUGUUGCAGCUAUGACUCUCCGUGGCCACACCAACGCCGUUGUGAGCUUGGCUCGCGAUCCCCACAGCACAUAUGGACUGAUUAGUGGUAGCCACGAUGGCACAUGUCGUAUCUGGGAUAUCCGGUCUACCAAGACCGAUAAGGAAGGUGUUAUCGGUGAGAGCGUUUACUCCAUUACACGGAAGAGCCUCGAGGAGGAGGGCAAGGCCGACAGCAAGCGUGUUGGCGGUGAGGGUGUCAAGGUGUUCAGCGUGUGCUGGGACAAGACGAUUGGAAUUGUCAGCGCUGGUGAGGACAAGCGGAUUCAAAUCAACCGCGGAGAGGGUGUCUUGUCUUCCAAGGCAUGA
Penicillium antarcticum is the source of this 3897-nucleotide messenger RNA. RefSeq lists its product as uncharacterized. Bases 1 to 3897 code for a protein of 1298 amino acids. The record is from RefSeq and is a predicted model, not a curated record. Gene Ontology annotation, molecular function: protein binding. The transcript is spliced from 5 exons. Gene Ontology annotation, cellular component: RZZ complex. NCBI's taxonomy places the organism in Eukaryota, Fungi, Ascomycota, Eurotiomycetes, Eurotiales, Aspergillaceae. Gene Ontology annotation, biological process: mitotic spindle assembly checkpoint signaling; ribosome biogenesis; endoplasmic reticulum to Golgi vesicle-mediated transport.